Messenger RNA from Striga hermonthica, 2241 nucleotides. NCBI's taxonomy places the organism in Eukaryota, Viridiplantae, Streptophyta, Magnoliopsida, Lamiales, Orobanchaceae. The record is from the annotation of a GenBank genome assembly.
AUGGCUUCCAUAUUUUUUAUUACCAUAGUUUGUGCCUUGUUGUGCAUUAGUGCAUGUGCGCCAUCAUCUGAAAGCAAUUUGCAAACCUAUAUAAUUCAUGUUGAAGAGCCCACCGCCCAUCUGCUCAAUGACUUACCGGCUUACUACGAAUCAUUCCUCCCUGUGGCGGACACAUUGAGCUCGGAGGCCCCACGGUCGCGCAUCAUUUACCCCUAUCGCUUCGUCCUCACCGGCUUCGCCGCCAGGCUGACGCAAAAUGAGGUCGAAGCAAUGAAAGAGAUGGAGGGUUUCAUAUCUGCGUGGCCCGACAGAAAGCUAUCCUUCCACACCACUCAUUCCCCUCAAUUCCUUGGCCUGAGUGCUUCAAACACGGGCCUGUGGAAACAGGCCGGUUAUGGCAAAGGCGUCGUCAUUGGAAUACUUGACUCCGGGAUAAAGCCUGACCACCCCUCGUUCAACGUCACUGGAAUGUCGUCCCCACCUUCCACAUGGAGGGGAAAGUGUGAGUUCCGCCACCCCUACCACUGCAACAAUAAGAUCAUCGGAGCACGUGAUUUCGUUGUACUAGACGAAAAUGAAAUCCGCAACCCACUUGACGAGGUUGGCCACGGCACUCACACCGCCAGCACGGCAGCCGGCAACUUUGUCGAUGGUGCAAACCUUUUCGGCAGUGCGGCUGGCACAGCCGCUGGCAUCGCUCCACAUGCCCACCUGGCCAUAUACAAAGUGUGUGACACAGACGGCUGCCCGUACACCAGCAUUGUUGCUGCCAUUGACGCUGCUGUGGAGGAUGGAGUGGACGUGCUCUCUAUUUCACUUGGCAAUCCAGCACCACUUCAAUUCUACGAGGACCCAGUGUUGAUAGCUUCUUUCAGAGUGAUGGAGCAUGGUAUCGUUGUCAGCUUCUCGGCGGGAAACCAUGGCCCUGAAUACUAUAAUGUAAUUAAUGGGGUGCCCUGGGCUCUCACUGUUGGCGCGAGUACUAUGGACAGGCAGUUGAGGGCAACUGUGGUGUUGCGAAACAAACCGAGCCUUUUGUUUAAUGGCGAGGCGGCCUAUCAACCAAAGGAUUUCCGGCAGGAAUUUCUGCCGCUUGUUUAUGCCACAAACUGCACAAGUGAUUAUUCAUUGAAGAGAAGCAAGGUCAAAGGGAAGAUAGUCGUUUGUGACUAUCACUAUGAUGACAAAGGUCCUGCAGAUUCGGUUAAAAGAGAGGGCGGUGCUGCCAUGAUCCUGGUUAAUGUGAAGGAGGUGGAGAACACUACAAUUGCAGUACAUGACUCCCUCCCAGCUGCAAACAUUGGAUAUGCAGAUGGUCUGGAGGUUAAAAGAUAUAUUAACUCGACGGUGGAACCCAAGGCCAAGAUAGUUUUCCAGGGUACCUUGCUUGGAGACGAUCGUGCACCAGAGGUUACUGCCUUUUCUUCCAGAGGACCCAACAUUGCAAGUCUUGGGAUUUUGAAGCCGGAUAUUCUAGGCCCAGGUGUAAAUAUCCUCGCGGCAUGGCCCACCUCUGUCGAAAACAAAACGAAUGUGAAAUCCACAUUCAAUGUGUUGUCUGGUACAUCCAUGUCGUGCCCGCACCUCAGUGGAGUGGCGGCGAUGCUCAAGAGCACACAUCCUGAUUGGUCACCCGCUGCAAUCAAGUCGGCCAUCUUAACUACCGCAGAUGUUGUGAAUCGUGCAGGGCAGCCGAUCGAGGACGCAAAUUCUCAAGAAGCCAGCAUCUUUGCCACUGGAUCAGGCCACGUCAACCCACAGGCGGCAAAUGAUCCAGGGCUCGUGUACGACAUUGAACCCAAAGAUUACAUCCCUUACUUGUGCGGUUUGAACUACACAAACAGACAAGUCCGUAGGUUUUGGAAGCACAGCAUGGUGGAUUGCUCGAAGGUUAGAAGCAUACCUGGAGCCCAGCUAAACUAUCCGUCGUUUGUCCUUAAUUUCACGGAGGGUAAGCCGGUUUCUCAAAAGUAUACUAGGACUGUAACAAACGUCGGCCCCCCUAAAUCAACUUACAGAGUGUUUGUUGUCCCCCCAGUUGGCAUCAAAGUUCUUGUCGAGCCCAAGACGCUCAACUUCUCAAAGCUGAACGAGAAAAGUCAGUAUCAGGUUACGUUUACACGGCUUGCGACCGCACCCAACAAGCCAUUUGUUCAAGGAUUUCUAAAAUGGUCUUAUUGUAAGUACACUGUUAGGAGCCCUAUUGCAGCUGUACUGGAAGGGCCGCAAUCAUGGAAUUAA